This is a messenger RNA of Cinara cedri, 1703 nucleotides long. Lineage: Eukaryota; Metazoa; Arthropoda; Insecta; Hemiptera; Aphididae. The record is from the annotation of a GenBank genome assembly.
AUGAACAAGGAAAUGGGCUAUUUUAAAAAACGUAAAGAAGAACAUAAUAGCAGCUUGUCUGCCUUACAUAAAUACGCGACAAACGAGAGCAUUGCUCGUGCUGGUAAACCACAUACAAUUGCUGAGUCUCUAAGUAAACCAUGUAUGACUGAAAUAGUUCGUUGCAUGAUUUGAGAAGAGGCUGCUAAGAAAAUUGCAACUGUUCAAUGCUCCAACAACACUAUAUCUGAUCGGAUACAUAAAAUAUCGGACCACAUUGAAGAUCAACUAAUAAACCGGUUGAAAAGUUGUAACAUGUUUGCUAUUCAACUUGACGAAAGUACUGACGUUGCUGGACUUUUAAUACUGCUUGUUUUCGUGAGGUAUAUUUUUGAAACAUCUAUCGAAGAAGAUUUAUUGUUUUGUACUGCUUUGGACACAAAUACCACAGGUGAAGAAAUUUUUAAAGUCAUCGAUAGUUAUAUGAAUAAACAUCAGGUUGAUUCAAUGACUUACAAGCUAUUCGAAUAAGGUACCAAGAUUUAGUGGACGAUUUGAUUGCGGAGAACAGUCUGCUGGUUGGCAGACUACUCGAAGCACGCAGCAGUAAACCAACUGUAGGAACAAAGCAGCAACAGGCGAAGCCAAAGACGACCGACUUAGCUACGGAGCUGGCUAGCAAGCCUAAAAAGCCAGCUAUGUCUAGCGUACAUGUAGCAGGAGGUCCAAAGCCACGAAAUUAAUGUUAUACAACAGACACGGAGGCAGUAGCAUCGGACCAAUUUACAGUUGUAAGAAGGAAAACGAAGAGAAAGAGUAAAAAUAGGAAGCACAACCUGACCUCAGAAACGGACUCGGGAACCGAGACCAGUUCAAAGGCAAAAUCAGACGUGCUUAAGUGGAAAGAAAAGGCUGAGAAGCUCAAGAAGAUCGAGCCACCGAAAACCUUUACGGUCGGGGUAGGAAACUCCAGCAUAGGGGAUGUAAAGAAGACUUUAUGGUCAGACUUACUUAAAAAGACCGAGCCAUUAAAUAUUGUAAGCACACGUGUCAUGCCAAAGGAAGACAUCCAAAUAAUCCCGGCGGACAAGGCAACUUACGACGCCCUAAAGACCAUAUCGACUGAGCGAACAGACCUAGUGCAAAAUACACUAAGAUCACCAAUGGUCAUGAUCCACGAUGUAGAUGUUACCCUAACAGGAGAAGUACUUGCGUCCACUUUGGCAAUACAGAACUCAGUACUGGGCUUAAGUUCGGACGAAGCCGUGGCGGGAAUAAAACCGUCCUUUAAAAAAGGACCACCGAACAAGGAAACGGUACACUGGGUAUGCAUUGUAAAACCCGAAGUGCUAAGUAAAAUUGUGGGUAAAAAAGUGUUCCUUGGCAUGUCUUAUUGCAGAAUAACCGAAUACUUUGAUUACAAUCAAUGUUUCAAAUGUCUGCAAUAUGGACACAGAAAGAAGUUUUGUGUGUCAAUGUUUUUUGCGUGCCACCAUUACGCAGAGAAAGGCCACAUGGGAAAAGACUGUCCCAACAAGGAAGGAGCAUGUAUGUGUGACGCAUCUAAAUAUCCGUUUUACAUAUGUUUUCUANUUCAAAUGUCUGCAAUAUGGACACAGGGAGAAGUUUUGUGUGUCAAUGUUUACUGCGUGCCACCAUUACGCAGAGAAAGGCCACAUGGGAAAAGACUGUCCCAACAAGGAAAGAGCAUCAAAAUGCAUUAA